Molecule: messenger RNA, 3019 nt
Organism: Pelodiscus sinensis (Chinese soft-shelled turtle)
Lineage: Eukaryota; Metazoa; Chordata; Testudines; Trionychidae
Product: myeloid-associated differentiation marker-like
Cellular component (GO): membrane
Source: RefSeq, a predicted model, not a curated record
GCUGCCACAGCAAGGAGAGGUGCUAUGAGCCAGUGGGCCCCUCUGCUCCCUGCCUGUCUCCAUCUCCCCCAGUCAGAGAGCAGCCACAGAGCUGGGGAGCCACCUCCCCACAGCUUGAUGGCAAGGUGAGCUCAGCCCCCUCUGGAAAUGGGCCCCAGGCGCUCAAGCUGCCAGUCACCCAGGUGCUGCGGCCCUGGGAUCGGGGCGUUUUACAUCGAUCGCCUGCCUCCCAUGUGUUCUAGCACUGCCCACCCCGCGGCCUGUGCAAGCCCCGCCUCCCUCCCUCCUGCCAGCAGGAAAAUGCAGCCACUCCUGGGGUGGCACGUGACUGACGGCGCCGCCAACGCUGUAAUGCAGCAGCUGGGACGCGCCCGGGAUGGAGGAUGGGCAGGUGGACCCAGGAGUCCUGCCCCAGGCCCGUGCUUCAGUCUCUAGAGCCAGCGCAGCACCCAGACAGGGCCUGCUGCUGUGUACCCCAGGCCUGGCCCUGCAAUGAAGGCGCAGGGGGAGGUGAGCCCAAGAAUGACAAGUGGCCAGUCAGCACCAUCUCCGCCGAGAUCCCUGUGGCCACUAUUGACCCUCAGGCUCACAACCGGCCGCUCACCUCCGGGAGCCAGCUGCAGGACCGGGGCCUGGCUUGGCACGUCCAGCCCCAGCCGGCUUCCCGUUCCGCCAGCCCCAGCCACAGGCUUUCCCCAGCCUCAUCCUGCCUCCACCCGCCUUCAGCACGGGGUGGGGGAGCCUCCCUGUGGUCGCCCCUUUGCCUUGUGGAGCAGCAGUUGGCACAGGGCCGGGGAUAGUCCGGAGAGCCACCGUUGCACACUCGUGUGCCCCGCACUACUGGCGCCUGCCAGGCCAGGUGAGCUGGACACUUGCUGAGCCCAGCCUAGCAGGGGGAGCCCUACUGAGGUCCCUGCCGUGCCCCACCCCAGCAUGGGGGGAAUCAGAAUGGGGUUUGUGGGGCAAGGGGUCACCGAGGUGCGAUGGAGCCCCUGGGGCAAGGGGGCGGCCGGCUCGAGGAGUGUCUGUGGACAGAAGCGCCGGUGCCGGGGAGGAGGCUUGUGACAGAGGGCUCAGCAUCCUGCUAGCUGCAGCCUCAGCAUGAGUUGCUCUUUAACCAGCCCCCUGUUAAUGAUAAACGCUGAGCAGAGCGGAGAGGCUGAGGGAGAAGGGAGCUUCCCUGAAUUCAGCUCCCGGAGGGAGCCAGGCAGCCAUGCCCAGAAGCCCUUUGCCACCCAGCCAGAGAGCCAAGAGUGGCACUGUGCGCCCACCACCCCCGCUGACCCCAGGCCGAGUGCCGGAUAAUGGGCUAUUGUGUGAGUAUUUCCUCCCUGGAGCAGGGGCCCACCCAGAUAAGACGCCAAUCACGCCCACACUCCCUGGCGUGCCACGUGGGCAGAGCUGCGAAUCGGGCAGGUAGGCUGCACCCAGGCUGGCACAACGCACUUUGUUCUAACCCCAGGGCCUUCCAGCCCUCCCCACGCAGCGCGGGCCAGGCGUUCUGGGCGAGGCUGCCUGCCUCCUUCGCUGUCCCACCCGGCUCCGGGCUUGGAGAAGCAGAGGCCACCGCGGUCGGUACCAGCUCCCGGGGCUCUCCCGUGCCACGGGCACCAUGCCAGUCAUCCAGCUGAACACCCGCUCCUUGAUCGCCCCCGUGGGGAUCGUCCGGUUCUUUGAGAUCUUCCUGUCCUGCACGGCCUUCAGUCUGGUGGCUGCCAGCUCGGUCCCCCGCGACAGCUAUGGGGCCUGGUGCAUGUUCACCUGGUGCUUCUGCUUCGCGGUGUCCGUUCUGAUCGUGGUGCUGGAGCUGGUUGGCCUGUGCGAGAAGCUGCCGCUAUCCUGGGAUGACUUCACCAGCGCCUUCUCCAUGCUGGCGGCCCUCAUGAUCUUCACCUCCUCCAUCAUGUACCCUUCCACCACCUUCGAGAACCCUUGCAGUGGCAGCGGUUCAGCCAUGUCCUGCCUCUGCUUCAUUGCCUAUGCCGUGGAGGUGGGACUGACCCGAGCCAGGCCGGGAGACGUCAGCAGCUUCCUGGCCACAAUCCCGGGCCUGCUGAAGGUGUUUGAAGCCUACGUGGCUUGUCUUAUCUUCUCCUUGGUGAGCUACCCCGGGACGUACAGCGGCAAACCCGGCCUGCAGUGGUGCCUCGCCGUCUACAGCAUCUGCUUCAUUGUCACCCUGCUCAUCAUCAUCCUGACCGUCGGCCGGUGUCUCACCUACAUCCCCUUCCCUCUGGAGAAAGCCCUGGUGGGUUACAACGCCGUGGCGGUGCUCAUGUACCUGACGGCUGCCGUCGUCUGGCCCAUCUACAGCUUCCGAAACAACCCCAGGCCCGAUUCCUGUGGCAGCAAUUGCCCAUGGAACAGACAGCUGGGGGUGACCUUCCUCACCUUCUUCAACCUCAUCGCCUACGUUGUGGACCUGGUGUACUCCUCCAGGAUGGUCUUUGUGACCGUGCCGGCCUGAGCGCGUGCGACCGGCCGCACCCGCUUGCAGCAGGAGACCCUGGCGUGGUAGGAAGGCACAAGGGCCGUCCAGUGCACUGGGGAGUUUCUCCCCCCACGGCCUGGCCUUCUUGUCCAGCCCCAGAGGGUUGUGCUGGGAUUGGAUUUGGCGGCCGCUGCAGGUGGCUGGCUACAGCUGGGGCCUCUGUGCUGCUGCAGGGAAUGGGGGCGUUCCUUGCAGGCCAUGUUUGCUGGGGACGGGGCAAGAUGGACACCGUCGGGCCAUGCUUCUGGCAGCCUGUGAGGGAGUGUGGAAAGGAGGGGGCUCGCAACCCAAAGCCCUCUGACGCCAAAAGGAGGCUUGGCAUGGCUUUCCACAGGUGCUGCAUUGGACCCUGGAAGCCCAAAUAGCCCCCGGGGGCUCGGGGAGGGUUACGAGUCCCGGCUAGCUCUCAUCUGAGCGAAGGCAGGUCCACGGCGCCCAGGCCUCCCUCCCGGAAACGAAAGUUCAAGGGCUGUGGCUAAACAAACAAAUGUGUGUGUGCUGAGAGGGCUGGGUGCCCGCUGGGGGAGG